UUUAAGUACAAACCAAUUAGUGACGCACAGACCUCCAAUCACUAUAUAAAAACGCAUCUUCUUGAUCCACCAAAUCAGAAUCAAAAUGAAAUCACUAAUUGUAGCAACAAUCUUCCUGUUCUUCAACACCUGCAGCGGCUACCCUAGAUCGGUAGAUGUCAUCAACGGAGAUGACGUCUUGGUCCAUCGUUACCCUUACUUAGUGUCCAUCCAGUCGGGAAUCAACGGCGAACACCACAGAUGUGGAGGGACCAUUCUUAGCCCACAAUGGGUCAUAACGGCGGCCCAUUGCGCCGGAGUUUCACUCAUAGUAUCAAGGGUUGUUGCCGGUGCUUUGAACUUAACGGACACGAACAACACAGCUGUACAAAUUAGAAACAUCGAUUUGUACAGUGUGGUAAAACACCCAAGCUAUAGUAAUGACAUCACCAACGACAUCGCGUUGCUGAAGAUGACUGAACCGUUCGAAUUUAACGAGUUCGUGCAACCUCUUCCAGUGUCAAAAGUUCCGUGCUAUGCUCUAGACGAAAUGACCCUUUUCGCUGGCUGGGGCACAGAAGAUAGUAGCAGUAUUACUUCACAACUGCAGACAGGCAACAUGACGAUAGUACCAUUCGAUGAUUGCCACAAAACAAUGCACUCUGUAUAUGGUAACAAUCUACCCAUAAACGAAAACAUGCACGUCUGCGUCACAGGAACGGCAUCACCCUGUAUAUUAGACGGUGGAAGUCCUCUAGUCCAAGACGGUCGACUAAUUGGUCUGCUUUCAUGGCUGCCUUCGACUUGUUUGGAUGACAGUGUUCCUGCGAUUUUCACCAAAACUGGUUUUUACAAAGAGUUUAUUAAAAUUCAUGUGGACGAUUUGCCUUCGGCGUGAGCGGUUUUUUCUAGUUUUAAGGUUAAUUUAUUGUUUUUGUACUUUUUUAAUAAAUGGAUUUUAUAUAAA
Molecule: messenger RNA, 946 nt
Organism: Zophobas morio
Lineage: Eukaryota; Metazoa; Arthropoda; Insecta; Coleoptera; Tenebrionidae
Product: trypsin-2-like
Exons: 4
Coding region: 86-877 (263 amino acids)
Biological process (GO): proteolysis
Molecular function (GO): serine-type endopeptidase activity
Source: RefSeq, a predicted model, not a curated record